This is a messenger RNA of Diachasma alloeum, 1353 nucleotides long. RefSeq lists its product as uncharacterized. The transcript has a single exon. The record is from RefSeq and is a predicted model, not a curated record. Gene Ontology annotation, biological process: DNA integration. Bases 1 to 1353 code for a protein of 450 amino acids. NCBI's taxonomy places the organism in Eukaryota, Metazoa, Arthropoda, Insecta, Hymenoptera, Braconidae. Gene Ontology annotation, molecular function: nucleic acid binding.
AUGGACAUCCCAGAAGUGGCCAGAGAAGCAAAACCAGCACCAGCACAUCCAGUUGCAAUUAAAAUCAACGAAAUUGCAGAGCUACUCAACAGAUAUCAGACGAUGGCUAAACUGCUAGCCGUAACAGCUAUGGUCAACAGAGCUAUCGACAGAUUCAGGAGGCAGCCAACGCCCUCGGGACCUGUCUUGACAACAAGAGAACUCAACGACGCGAGUUUAUUUUGGGUAAAGAUAACCCAACAUCAAUACUUUGGGCCAGCCAUUCGAGUACUGCAGAGAAAUCACCAACUACCACGAAAUCAUCAACUAGCCAAGCUGACACCCACACUAGACAGCGAAAGGAUCAUGAGACUUGGGGGACGCCUCAAGAACUCGCAGUUGAAUCCAGACGAAAUUCACCCAAUAAUCUUGCCUCGCCAGUCACGCCUCACCACACUAGUCAUCGAAGAAGCUCACCGCAACACACUACACGGAGGAACUCAACUCACCUUGGCCUACACACGUCAUAGGUUCUGGACAAUCGGCGGCAGAGGCACAGUUAGAGCAUAUAUUCCACGCUGUGCCAUCUGCACCAGACACCGAGGAAGACAGGCCCAGCAACAGAUGGGUCAACAACCAGCAACGAAAAUCUCACCAGCAAGAGCAUUUCUCCACACAGGGGUGGACUAUGCAGGACCAUUCGCCAUCCUCAAAUGGAGACCAACGAAUGCACAACCAAGGUCAUUGCACAUUGCAGUUUUUGUGUGCUUCACAACAUUAGCAGUUCACCUAGAGCUAGUCACCAGACAGACAACGGACAUCUUCAUCGGAGCCUACAAGAGAUUCACCGGAAGGCGCGGUAUUCCAGCUGUUAUGUACAGUGAUAAUGCCACUACCUUCGUGGGCGCAGCAGAGGUCCUAGAGAAAAUCUAUCACCGAACAUCCAGAAAAAAUCAGCAGGUUCAGGCUGCUCUCACCACCAAUGGGACUCAAUGGAGCUUUUCACCACCACGAGCACCCCAUUUUGAUGGCAAGUGGGAAGCAGCCGUGAAAUCAACAAAAUAUCACCUUAGAGGAGUCUUGGGGACAACAACACUCACAUUUGAGGAACUCAACAGUGUCGUGAUCCAGAUAGAGGGCUGCCUAAAUUCCAGGCCAAUCUGCCCCAUAUCAGAUGACCCAGACGAUCUCCACGUACUCACCCCAGGACACUUCCUGAUAGGUGAGCCUCUUCAACUGAUUCCAGACCCAUCAAUCAUCGACAAGAACCCCAGCAAACUACAGAGAUGGAACCUGGUAACGCAGCUAACUCAACAAUUCUGGUCCAGGUGGGCCAAAGAGUGUCUUCAACGAUAUCAGGCAAUCUACAAGUGA